Messenger RNA from Pisolithus orientalis, 1062 nucleotides. RefSeq names its product telomere stability and silencing-domain-containing protein. Bases 1 to 603 code for a protein of 200 amino acids. The record is from RefSeq and is a predicted model, not a curated record. Gene Ontology annotation, cellular component: nucleus. The transcript has 2 exons. NCBI's taxonomy places the organism in Eukaryota, Fungi, Basidiomycota, Agaricomycetes, Boletales, Pisolithaceae.
AUGUCGACGAGCGUCCUAUUCUCAACGUUCCCGCCGUUUCCGACCUUGUCACUCUUGGUUCCCUCAGAAACACACAUUGGCGAUCUCUAUGGACUCCUUUGCGAUCGCUACCCGCACCUUCCGACGGAAGAGUACUUGAGCAUCUCCCCCCAUUCAGGCUCUCUCACUCCAGACACCCUCAUCUCUGAGCUUCAUGGUGCCUCUCCAGGCCUCGUUACCCUUCGCCUUGUUCCUCGUCUCCUUGGUGGGAAGGGUGGUUUUGGGUCGCAGUUGCGUGCUGCCGGUGGUCGCAUGAGCAGCCAAAAGACUAACAACAAUGAUUCUUGCCGUGACUUGAGUGGCCGCAGGCUUAACACUCUCAAAACCGCCAAGAGGCUUGUUGAAUACAUGGAACACGAGAGCGACCGCAAGAAAGCAGCAGCGGAUGCCAAGAAAGCCAAGCUGGAGAAUCUCGAGAGGAAGAUUGCUGCAGCUUCGGUAGACCCUGAAACGCUAGCUGGAAAGAAACAUCGCUUUGACGACACAGAGUACCUGGAAGAGAGCAGGGAACUCGUGGACAACGUCAGAUCUGCAGUCUCCACUGGUAAGUUUCUUUUCUUGUGACUGUCACUUAUUGUUGUGCACUCAACUCGUGCUUACACCAGGUCUUCUCAAGAAGAAGAAGAAAGCCAAAAUCGAUCAGCCUUCAACCCCACCGGAGGCUUCGAAAUCAGCAAGACACCACUGUUCUGGAGCCAGCAGCACCAACUGAGGCAGCGGUAGCUCCAACUCCAUCGCUUGCGGUGGCGGCAUCUGCUUGAGCACGGCCCUGCAAUCUGUACUGUACUGCAUAUAAGUAUCAAUCUGGCUUUCUGACGUAGGACACGCAAUUGGUACGUCGAUAGUCGCCCCAGAUGGGAAGCCAUGUCACUGGCUGGAAUCAUUCGGUAAUAACCUUGUACAAUGAAAUGUUCAGUGAAAGCCUUUACGAUUGCGUCUGAAUAGAUUUGAGUAUGUAACCUUCCAAGCCUCCACAGAUCCAAAGUUCCUGCACGCUCGCUCCCACAGGGCGUACCUUGUACC